Messenger RNA from Dendrobium catenatum, 1249 nucleotides. RefSeq names its product LOB domain-containing protein 40. Gene Ontology annotation, biological process: regulation of gene expression. Bases 129 to 938 code for a protein of 269 amino acids. The transcript has 2 exons. NCBI's taxonomy places the organism in Eukaryota, Viridiplantae, Streptophyta, Magnoliopsida, Asparagales, Orchidaceae. The record is from RefSeq and is a predicted model, not a curated record.
UCAUCCCCUUCCUCCGAAAAUUACUUAAAUACCCCCUCCUCUCCAAUUCCGCUUUCCCCUCAAUCUCCUAUUCUUUCUCUCUCUCUUUCUCUCUCUAUCUCUCUCACUCUUCUGCGAUCGAAGAAGCCAUGAGAAUGAGCUGCAAUGGAUGCAGAGUGCUGCGGAAAGGAUGCAGUGAUAAUUGCAGUAUACGGCCGUGCUUGCAGUGGAUCAAGAACCCCGAGGCGCAGGCAAACGCCACCGUCUUUCUCGCGAAGUUCUACGGCCGGGCUGGGCUCAUGAAUCUGAUCAACGCUGGACCCGAGCAUGUCCGGCCGGAUAUAUUUAGAUCGCUGUUGUAUGAGGCUUGCGGGAGAAUUGUGAACCCGAUAUAUGGGUCGGUGGGGCUUCUCUGGUCGGGAAGUUGGCAGCUCUGUCAAUCUGCGGUUGAAUCCGUUCUCAGGGGAUCGCCGAUCGUGUCGAUUUCGUCUGAGGCAGCCGAGUCCAGUCCGGCGCCGCCGCUUAAGGGAUAUGAUAUUCGCCACUCGAGCAAGGAAGGCGGAGGUUACCCGGUUGAGCUUCACAAGGUCGGGAAAUGCCGGACGCGGUUCAAGCGCGCUGGUGCGGAUGCGAAAACUCGAGCCGGGGUUCAGGUUCCGGCGCCGGCUUCGCCGGAGUCGUCGGGAAGGCACUGGUGCUAUGCGGCGCCGACGCGGAGCCAUGAGUCGGCUGGAAGCCGACCUGAGAACGAGAGCAUGUUCUCUGUAGAAACAGUAGAGGCGUCCCACGUGAGCCAGGGCGAGCCGAACCAUUCCGAAGAAGGCGAAAUGGGGCUGGAGCUCACGCUAGGGCUUGAACCGCUGAGCCGCCGCAGGGACGAUGCGCGGUGGUGCGGAAAGACUUCUCCAGCGGCACAAGAAGACUAUGGCGCUGAUCUGCAGCUUGAGCUUGCGGUUUGAAAUCUCCAUAUCGAUCUGUUUAACUGAGAAAUCAAAAAAAGAAAAGUUAAUUUUAGGAUGAUUUAGGAUUAGAAUUACCUGUAGAUCACUGAUUUUUCGCGUCAGUUUUGAGAAAUAUUUGUUGUAGCUUUCAAGAAAUGAGUAGAAUAAUCGUUUUCUCCUUAUCCUGUAUAAAUCAUAAUAUAUCCUGUCGCAAUUCCAAGGUUCUCAGAGUUUGUAACUUUGACAUGAGCUUUGGCGUAUUGUAAAGGACAGUGAACGCUUCGUCAGCUACAUUAAAUCCUUCCUAAUUCUGAUUUCAAUUGGAUCCA